This is a messenger RNA of Drosophila melanogaster (fruit fly), 2028 nucleotides long. It is a transcript of the gene Damm, whose product is annotated as death associated molecule related to Mch2 caspase. The record is from RefSeq and is marked reviewed. The coding region runs from base 30 to 797 and encodes 255 amino acids. NCBI's taxonomy places the organism in Eukaryota, Metazoa, Arthropoda, Insecta, Diptera, Drosophilidae. Gene Ontology annotation, molecular function: cysteine-type peptidase activity; cysteine-type endopeptidase activity. The transcript is spliced from 5 exons. Gene Ontology annotation, biological process: proteolysis.
AGUUAACGUUAUAUCGCCGAACAGUAAACAUGUAUCUGCCCGAAAGAACAGAACAUCAAAAAAUUGAGAGACUAUAUGACAGCAACAGGGUCAACGCUGAACCAGGUCAAGGCCUUGAUUUAAAUGAAAAACUAAAGCCGCCAGCCGUGUACAUUCUGAAUCAUGAGCAGUUCCCUCAGGAUUCUCAAUUGAACAGAAAGGGUAGCUCAAAUGAUGUCAAUGCUCUUCGCAAAACAUUCGAAAGCCUAAAAUGUCGAGUUGAAGUUAUUUCUAACCCAGCGUUGCCGGACGUUAAAAACAAAGUGAAGGAGUGGUCUGCAAAACGAUUCACCCAGGACGCUGGAUUUGUCCUCUUUAUCUUGAGCCAUGGCGACCGAAAAGAGAAAAUCUUGGCAUGCGACCACAGGGAAUACCACUUGGACGAUGACGUCCUUUUUCCCCUCUUUAGAAAUCCAACCUUAUCUGGCAAGCCAAAAAUUUUAAUUGUUCAAGCCUGCAAGGGUCCGUUGAGAGCUGACGCGAAAAAAAUGAACAACGAACCCUAUAUUAAGUGUUACAGCUGCUCCGAGGGCUAUUUGAGCUAUCGCAAUGAAAAUCAUGGUUCGGUUUUCAUACAAACCUUGUGCGAGGCAAUGGACCAAUAUGGCCUUACCAGGGACUUUCAGUCGAUCUUUAAGCAUGUUAAGGCUGAGGUCGAACGAAGGUCAACUAUGACAGGUUCGAAACAAGUUCCUUCUGAGGAGUCGCACAACUUCGACAAACCCUUUUAUUUUGGAAAUUAUGCUAAAAACACUUAAUGAGUUGAGUUAUAUAUUAAAGAAUUUCUUUAAAAUAUAUUUAAGAUACUUUCUGGUCAGAGUAAAGUUAAAUGACAGAUUCAACUGAUCCAUAUAUUUACUUUCACUUUGUCAAACUGUAAUUUACUGUGUUGAUAUCUUAUCUUUAAAUAAAUCAAUCGAAGCGGAACCCGGAGAUAAUGUUAAGUGUUCAAGGAAGUGGGUAAGCAAGUGGGUAGGCAUUAUAACGCGCUUACCUAUUUAUCAAACUUUAUUUACCAAUAUACAAAAUAUAUCUGUGGACGGCAGUCAACUUAGUGACGAAGCGCACCUGGAAUUUACAAAGCUCUGACAUGGUUGAUUGUAAAAAGUACUGUACAAUAGAUUUUUUUUUAUAAUAUUUUUAAUUUCGAAUCCGAUUUGCUAGGGAUAAUCUCAAUUUUAUUUGAGUUCACCAAAAAAUCAUGAAUGAAUUUUACAAUUAACUUAAAUACUAUUGAGAUCAUAAGCACCUAGAAAAACAGAUAGCACAAUCCAGACCCACAAGGCAAUUUUAUUCUUUCUGCGUAAGCUGUUAAACUUCCAGGACGUCUUCGGGAUCUCUGACUUCGACAUAAUACGAGUAGACGACAAUCCAGAAGUAGAUACCACAGCCUGAAAAGGAUGUUCUUUAAGGAUGCAGUAACUCACAAAAAUAACAACUUACAUAUAUAUAUUGCAGAUCCUGGGACUAUUAUCUCGCGGUACCGCUCCUCCUUAAUCAGCAUGUAGAUGCAGUACACAAACAGGAUCAUACAGUUGGUCAGGCUAGUGAUCAGGAAGAACAUCAGGAGAACAGUUGAUCUCUAUAGUGGUUUAGCUUGGAGAUGGGAUCGGCUGCAGUGGGUGCCAAACAGUGGCUGCACUUACGAUUAAAGCUCCGCCCAGCAGGAAUGUGCAGCCGAUACAAUGGCAGAUUGCCACCGCUUGCUCAAUGUGUGCGAUGAACUCCUCUAGAUGAAGGUGGGAUGCAUUACCAGGGUGAUCAUUUAAAUGGAUCUGCCAGCCCCAAACUUACGACCCGCCAAGUUAAGCACCACUAAGUUAAUGAUGAAGUCCACGAUGGCUAUGAUGAUGCAGGCUCUGCGCAAUUUAAUGCAGAAACAGCAUUUUUUCACCAUUUUACAAUUUUUAUCUAGACAACUCCAUAAACUGAUUAGAAAAGCAGAGCUACUGUCAGAGAACCACAGUUUAUAUUACAACUAGUACUGUU